Sapajus apella (tufted capuchin) is the source of this 11493-nucleotide messenger RNA. RefSeq names its product ABL proto-oncogene 2, non-receptor tyrosine kinase (gene ABL2). The record is from RefSeq and is a predicted model, not a curated record. Gene Ontology annotation, molecular function: non-membrane spanning protein tyrosine kinase activity; protein binding; ATP binding. Lineage: Eukaryota; Metazoa; Chordata; Mammalia; Primates; Cebidae. Gene Ontology annotation, biological process: regulation of apoptotic process; protein phosphorylation.
AGCGCUCGGUGGUUUAAAGAUGGCGGCGGCGGCGUUGGGGGCGCGGAGCGGCGGGAGGAGGAGGGAAAAGGAGAAUCUGUGAGUCGCCUGGAGGCAGCGCGGCUGCUGCCGUGAAGAGUCCGGGUGCCGAGCCGCCAGCAGCCCAGCCCCUCAGGGCCAGGGCCUGGGCUGGGAGGGAGAGGCCGGAGCAGCGUCAGGAGCCCGAGGCCGGAGCCGAGGAGGAAUGUGACCAGGGGUCGGCUGGGGCGCGGGAGUACGCGAGCGCUGGGAUGGGGCAGCAGGUGGGCCGCGUCGGGGAGGCUCCCGGGCUCCAGCAGCCUCAGCCCCGCGGGUUCCGGGGCAGCAGUGCAGCCAGGCCCUCCAGCCGCAGGCGGGACCCGGCGGGGCGCACCACAGAGACCGGCUUCAAUAUCUUCACCCAGCAUGAUCACUUUGCCAGCUGUGUGGAGGAUGGAUUUGAGGGAGACAAGACUGGAGGCAGUCCAGAAGCUUUGCAUCGUCCCUACGGUUGUGAUGUUGAACCCCAGGCACUAAAUGAGGCUAUCAGGUGGAGCUCCAAGGAGAACUUGCUAGGAGCCACUGAGAGUGACCCCAAUCUUUUCGUUGCACUUUAUGAUUUUGUAGCAAGUGGUGAUAACACACUCAGCAUCACUAAAGGUGAAAAGCUACGAGUACUUGGUUACAACCAGAAUGGCGAGUGGAGUGAAGUUCGUUCUAAGAAUGGGCAGGGCUGGGUGCCAAGCAACUACAUCACCCCAGUGAACAGCCUGGAAAAACACUCCUGGUACCAUGGACCUGUGUCACGCAGUGCAGCUGAGUAUCUGCUCAGCAGUCUAAUCAAUGGCAGCUUCCUGGUGCGAGAAAGUGAGAGUAGCCCUGGGCAGCUGUCUAUCUCGCUCAGGUACGAGGGGCGUGUGUAUCACUACAGGAUCAAUACCACUGCAGAUGGCAAGGUAUAUGUGACUGCUGAGAGCCGCUUCAGCACCUUGGCAGAGCUUGUACACCAUCACUCCACGGUGGCUGACGGGCUGGUGACAACAUUACACUACCCAGCACCCAAGUGCAAUAAGCCUACAGUCUACGGUGUGUCCCCCAUCCAUGACAAAUGGGAAAUGGAACGAACAGAUAUUACCAUGAAGCACAAACUUGGGGGCGGUCAGUAUGGAGAGGUUUACGUUGGCGUCUGGAAGAAAUACAGCCUUACAGUUGCUGUGAAAACAUUGAAGGAAGAUACCAUGGAGGUAGAAGAGUUCCUAAAAGAAGCCGCAGUGAUGAAGGAAAUCAAGCAUCCUAAUCUGGUACAACUUUUAGGUGUGUGUACUUUGGAGCCACCAUUUUACAUUGUGACUGAAUACAUGCCAUAUGGGAAUUUGCUGGAUUAUCUCCGAGAAUGCAACCGAGAAGAGGUGACUGCAGUUGUGCUGCUCUACAUGGCCACUCAGAUUUCUUCUGCAAUGGAGUACUUAGAGAAGAAGAAUUUCAUCCAUAGAGAUCUUGCAGCUCGUAACUGCCUAGUGGGAGAAAACCAUGUGGUAAAAGUGGCUGACUUUGGUUUAAGUAGAUUGAUGACUGGAGACACUUACACUGCUCAUGCUGGAGCCAAAUUUCCUAUUAAGUGGACAGCACCAGAGAGUCUUGCCUACAAUACCUUCUCAAUUAAAUCUGAUGUCUGGGCUUUUGGGGUACUGUUGUGGGAAAUUGCUACCUAUGGAAUGUCACCGUAUCCAGGUAUUGACCUGUCUCAGGUCUAUGACCUACUGGAAAAAGGAUAUCGAAUGGAACAGCCUGAGGGAUGCCCCCCGAAAGUUUAUGAACUUAUGAGAGCAUGCUGGAAGUGGAGCCCUGCUGAUAGGCCCUCUUUUGCUGAAACACACCAAGCUUUUGAAACCAUGUUCCAUGACUCCAGCAUUUCUGAAGAAGUAGCUGAGGAGCUUGGGAGAGCUGCCUCCUCGUCAUCUGUUGUUCCAUACCUGCCCCGGCUACCUAUACUUCCUUCCAAGACUCGGACACUGAAGAAACAGGCAGAGAACAAGGAGAACAUUGAAGGGGCACAGGAUGAUGCCACAGAAAACUCUGCUUCCAGUUUAGCACCAGGGUUCAUCAGAGGUGCACAGGCCUCCAGUGGAUCCCCAGCACUGCCUCGAAAGCAAAGAGACAAGUCACCCAGUAGCCUCUUGGAAGAUGCCAAAGAGACAUGCUUCACCAGGGAUAGGAAGGGCGGCUUCUUCAGCUCCUUCAUGAAAAAGAGAAAUGCUCCUACACCCCCCAAACGCAGCAGCUCCUUCCGAGAAAUGGAGAAUCAGCCCCAUAAGAAAUACGAACUCACGGGGCUUCCAGAGCAGGAUAGGAUGGCAAUGACCCUUCCCAGGAACUGCCAGAGGUCCAAACUCCAGCUGGAAAGGACAGUGUCCACCUCUUCUCAGCCAGAAGAGAAUGUGGACAGGGCCAAUGACAUGCUUCCAAAAAAAUCAGAGGAAGGUGCUGCUCCAACCAGGGAGAGACCAAAAGCCAAGUUACUGCCCAGAGGAGCCACAGCUCUUCCUCCCAGAACCCCCUCUGGGGAUCUAGCCAUUACAGAGAAGGACUCUCCAGGGGUGGGAGUGGCUGGAGUGGCAGCUGCCCCCAAGGGCAAAGAGAAGAAUGGUGGGGCACGACUUGGGAUGGUUGGAGUCCCAGAGGAUGGAGAGCAGCCCGGCUGGUCUUCUCCAGCCAAGGCUGCCACUGUCCUCCCAACCACUCACAACCACAAAGUGCCAGUCCUUAUCUCACCCACUCUGAAACACACUCCAGCUGACGUGCAGCUCAUUGGCACAGACUCUCAGGGGAAUAAAUUCAAGCUGUUAUCUGAGCAUCAGGUUACAUCCUCUGGAGACAAGGACCGACCCCGACGGGUAAAACCAAAGUGUGCCCCACCCCCACCACCAGUGAUGAGACUACUGCAGCAUUCGUCCUUAUGUUCAGACCCUACGGAAGAGCCGACUGCCCCGACUGCAGGACAGUCCACAUCAGAAACACAGGAAGGAGGAAAGAAGGCAGCUCCGGGCGCAGUGCCCAUCAGUGGGAAAGCUGGGAGGCCAGUGGUGCCUCCACCUCAAGUGCCUCUGCCCACAUCUUCCAUCUCGCCCGCCAAAAUGGCCAACGGCACAGCAGGUACUAAAGUGGCCCUGAGAAAAACCAAACAAGCCGCUGAGAAAAUCUCAGCAGACAAAAUCAGCAAAGAGGCCCUGCUGGAAUGUGCUGACCUACUGUCCAGCGCAAUCACGGAACCCGUGCCCAACAGCCAGCUGGUCGACACUGGACACCAGCUGCUCGACUACUGCUCAGGCUACGUGGACUGCAUCCCUCAAACUCGGAACAAAUUUGCCUUCCGAGAGGCUGUGAGCAAACUGGAACUCAGCCUACAGGAGCUGCAGGUGUCUUCAGCAGCUGCUGGUGUGCCCGGGGCAAACCCUGUCCUUAAUAACUUAUUGUCAUGUGUACAGGAAAUCAGUGAUGUGGUACAGAGGUAGCCACUGUUAGCCUGGUGGGAAAAUGCACACAUUUCUGAGGGGAGAGGGAAAGGGACUUGUUUUCCUGUGUUCUUGUUUUCAAAAAAUGACUCAUACUUGAGUGUGUUUAUGUGAAGUACCUCAGAUCCCUGAGUUCUCACGUUUACAGUUUCAUCUCAAAAAUAAGAAGCUAACUACAAAAGUAUAGGAGAGGUAAAUAAUUAAGUGGGGGCAAGGCAGUAGUAGACAGGCUUGGAAACUGCACUGGAAAAUCAGGGAACAUAUGUAUGUCACAGGGAAGGCAAUGCAGCCCAUCCCUACCUGGAAUGCUGGGAGGUGCUAGGCAGGGCUGCUCUCAGCAACACCGCAGCAGCUGCGCCCAGACCUGGGGCUCUGGUAGAUACUCAUGGUGAUUAUGCUCCAAUUUACCUAAUGAAUUUGGUGAGACAGAAGAAAGGAAAGCUGGGAAUGUACCAAGAGAAAUUUUUGUUUCAGGCUGUUGGAAGCACCCCUAGCCUUGCUUUCCCAAGGUCAUUGCUGCUGUAAUGAGAACUGCAAAUCAGAGUGCUACAACACAAAGCUGGGAAAUGGGGCUCUCUCUGAAUGCCUCUGUCCUGUUUUCUGCUGGUGUAUUGGUUGGUGCAGGAAAUAAAGAAUGCUGGAAAGUUGGGUCAGGGAGAUUGAAAACCUUCUCCUAUAAAAUCUUGUGUAGAUUAGCAGAAGUCAUUUCUCCCAGUCUGGUAUAUUGUUUCAUAAUGGACUAGGAUUGGCUUCCUGCUUGUUGGUGGCUGUCUGUAAACCAUGAGUACGGGGGUCUCCCUAGUGGUUCUUUGUCUUUUGCUGGGCAGCCUGUCUUCCUUUAUUCCUGAUAGCAUUCUGAGCAUUAACCAAUGUCGAUUUUGAAAGUAAUAGUCCCUGCAGGUUCUCACAAGGGAACGAAUCCUGUUCUGAUACAGUUCCCCUGCAUACUGACAUACUGGCCAAGGACUUGAGCAGCUGUGUAUUUUUCUUCAUCAACUAAAAUAGCAGGGAGAUGGUCUUUUCUUGAAACCCGGUGGCCUGUGACUGAAAGGAAAAGCUGGCUCUAAUGGCUUGGUCCUAACGGCUGUUUCUCUGUACCUUUCCCCUCACUUAUCACCGUAAGCCCAAUCGAGGUAGAGAAUAGGGAGCCGCAUCCCCCUCGCUAUGGAUUUGAAGUGAGUGAUCCCCCACAUCAUUCUCACAUGCUUUUCUCCUUGCACAUAUUUCUCCCUACUCCGCACCCAGUCAUUGUGCUUAUUUGUACAGAUCUUAUUUGGAAUAUUCUUUAUUUAUUUUGUCAUUUCACUUCUGUUUUAAGAAUGCAUAACUGAAGGAGUAGUCCUUUUCAGGGAGCACCAGUUAGACCCUGGAAACCUAAUGACUUAAUCCUUAAAUAUGCUUUGCCCUUGAAAAAUAGGCCUUUUCCUUCCCUACUUAGUUAUAGUUGUGGAAGCUAAUUAAGAUGGCAUGGAAGUGAAUCUAAUGAGUUAGGUAUUAUUAAUGUUCUUGGUAUUGAGUCUAAUUUCAAUUACUGCUUCGUUCUCUUUUUAAAGCUUUAUGAAUACUUCCCCUUCCUCCCCAAGGAGAGCCCAGUACACCUGUAUUUUUAUUUUAUUCUCUCAAAGGAAUAGUAGCUUAGGAAGAUAGGAAUUCAACAUUGAGCAGUUUUCUUCCUGGCUCUGUCAUUGGUACACUGUCAAACCACAGCCCCAUCUCUUAAUCUGUUAAUUAAGGUAAUAGUACAUGUUCUCAAGAGUGUUGCAAAUAAGUGUACGGCUAUCCCUUUGAGAGCCUCUCUGGAAAGCUCUUUUAGUGCAGUGUUGUUACGCUGAAUGGUUUUUCAUCCUCUUAUUUGCUGAGUAGAAAAUAUUCAUGAAAUUAAGAAUUGCCGAGAGUAUAUUAAUUGCGCUAAGAAUACUAAGGGGGAAACUGUUUUGAAUAGAGUUUGGCAUCUUUGACCAAGAACAAAACUGAGUUUUCAUUAGAAAGAAAGGAAACCUUGAUUUUCACCAUUGCUGCUCCAAAGGAGGCCCAGGUUAACAGGAGGAUUAGAGGAGAUGAGCAGUGCUGGGCAUUCCUGGCAGGUGCUGGGUGAUCCCGCCAGCGUGUCACCUGCAGCUGCAGCCCAGGCAGCUAGUGAUCGGGUUCAUCUCCUCGUGGUGGUUGGAAGAGAACUCAGAUGUGAAAAACCAGCAGUCCUUCUCCCACCUUCCUUCCUGCCACUCUUGCUCAUCAUGCUUGUCCAUAAACUUGAAGAACUCGUUUUAGCAGUUAGCCUUUUAAGGUCAAGGAUGGGAAAGCUAAAACUUUAGAAUAUUAUUAUGCUGCUUUUUAGGUUUAUCCCUGUCGUGGGAUGCAGGUAAGGGAUUAUAAUUGUUUUUCAGGGGAUUUUUAUUUGUUUGUUUUUUAAGCAGGGGCUCUGUUUUUCCCUUGAGAGUUCUGGAAAUAAGCCUUGGAGAAACACUACUGAGUAUAUUUAGGCUCCCUGGUUUUCUCUCCCAACAACAAUCUUAAGGGUAGGGGGUGGGGCUGUGUCUUACUCAGGGGCAGCACCUAGCUCUGUCUUGCCUGCAGUGGGUGCACAAUGUAUAAAAGGAAUUGAUUUUUCUCCACACUGUCAAGGGUGGCAUUGACUUUUGGAGCACAUCCCGUCCACAUGAUGCUUGAACUAUGUAACUUCAGGGGUUGAGGGCUCAAGGUUCAGGUUGAAGAGGCACUGUCAACUUAUUAUACAAGCAUUUAUGUUUUCCCUUUUUCUACUUGAAAAGGACCAGCUUAAACACAAACCCUUAUGUAAAUUAAAAGGUUUGAGUCCAAAGCAGAGAAAACUGCUUCUAGAAACUGAAAGUAUAGUUUAAGUACCCUAAAAGCAAAGAGGAAAGGCCUCGUACAAGGCGUUGACAGUUUUCUAAAGUGAUUGUUAUGCUGUGUGUCUGGAUGCAUGCCUUUGCUGCAACUGCGUGAUCCCUUUCAUGUACAGAUCAUGUGAUUUCAGUUUAGAUUUCCUACUUUAAAAUGCAGUGAUUUGUGUUGAGUACAUCUUGGUUGUGCUUCACAUAAAGUAUUUCCUUAAAAGGCUUUGUGUAAAAUUUAAGUGUAUAUUUUUUCCUAUAGACUUCCAUCAUGAUUUUCAGAGAUUAGCCUUAAAAAAUUCGGCCGCAAGAAAUUUAUUCAGUGUUUUCUAGAUGACCGCUGUACCUAGAGGUCACUAUAGUGGAGACCCUUUACCAGCAGCAUUGCAGAAUUUAAAUUAGAAAGCUUCUUAGGAUUCAACUGAAAGUUGGCUAGUAAAAUCGUCCCCAGGUAAUAAAGCAUGCUGACUUUGCUAAGGCACUGCCCAUUUUUAUUUAAAGUCAUGGAGAGUUUGAGUUUAAAGGAUGCAGUGUAGAUAGUGGUUUCGUGUUUAGGCUCUAAUGCCGGUCUAAAAGGCAAGUCAUGUAACCUUGGGAGCCUCAGUUUCCUCAUUGUAAAACAGGGAUAAUAAUAGUAACUACCUCAGGGUUGUAAGGAUUAAAUGAGAUGAUGUUUGUAAGAUACUUAGCUCCAGUGCCUGGCACACAAUGAGCACACUCUGUAAUGUUAAACUACUAUAACACCUAGUCUAGGGAUGCACAGCAGAAUCCCCUAAGGUUAAAAAAAAAAACACAAACUGAUGGUUAAGCCCCACUCCAGAUCAGAAUUCCCAGUGGGCUGGGGUCUCGGCCAGUGUAUUCACCAGUAAUUUCUCCAGGUGUUUCAAACACCUAGUGCUAUCUGAAAACGAUCAGUACCCCAACCCUUUUCUUUAUAGAUUAAGAAACUAGCAGAAGAUGGCUAAGUUACUUGCCCAUUGUCUCAGAACAGUUAAUUAGUGGCAGAGCCAAGGCUAGAAUUCAGGUCUCCUGACGUGAUGUUCGUGGGGUCUUUCCACCAUACCUGCUGCCAUGUGAGACACUGCCAAAAAGUGGCUCAGACAGACAAUCAGCCAGUGUGGUGCUGCACACUUUCUAAAGCACAUGCUCCUGACACUCUGACCUUGAAUGGGAAGUAAUGGGAACACGAGCAAAGCAAGCAUUCGGUAGAACUCAGUCAUUUAGAAAAUUAUAUGGGGUCAUUCUUUUAGACAGACCUCAGCAACACAGCAGUGUGCACUUUGUAGUAAAGAAAUACCAACCUGAGUUUUUAAAAAACCUAGUUAGUCCUACAUUCCUUUUUCUUAAAAAAAAAACAAAACAAACAAAAAAAAAACUUUAUUGUUCACAUUAUUUUAAUGACUGUGAGAUAAUGUAUAUGAGAGCACUUUGAGAAAAUAUCAACUGUAAUAUAAUUAUAAGGUUGUGGUAUUGUCUGUUUAAAAGAUAAGACAGUUGGUUCAAUGUGGAUGGACCCUGUGGGGGACCUGGAAAUGCAGGCAUACAAGAAUCACCUCUGUCGUUUAUCACAUUUAGAAAUAUGAAACUGCUUAACCACUAUGAGCAGGUGUAGCAAGUGUUUUGCUAAAGGUGUAGUUCAGAGCUGAAACUCGGGACCAAUUUUUUGGUUUAAUUGCAAUCUUUAAAAACUAAGAAUGUGUACUCACUCUAGAAUACAGAAGCUCUUCCAGGGACCUUGACUCAAGAAAGAUGAGGCCCUCUGACUCUUCAGCAUUUGUCCAUUUGUCCACUGUAUGCUUGGCCGUUCAUCCUGAGUGUGGUGGGAGCGGACUUGUUGUCUGUUGAUGUUGACAGUGUCUUUUUUAACCUAUGUCCUGCAUAGUUUCGUUAAGUUACAGCAGGAGGUGGAUGGCCAUAAAACCAGUGCACUUUGGGAAUUAACUUUUCUAGGAUUUCCUACCAGUUAGUUAUAAAUGACAUCGACAUUUGCCAUCUCCCUUUUUCAUUUUCUAAGAAGAGUAGCUGAAUUUAAUUCACCUAUUAGAGUAUAAAAUACUUGAGAAUAAAUUGCAUUGGUGGCCACUUCUGACUAACGGCUACAUUUCAUUCUGACCUCUCCUGUUCCCUUCCCCUUUGCUACUGAUGUCAUUGUUAGUAUCAGGCUGUGCCUCUCCCAGGAGUUCAUACUGGGUUGAUGGGGUUAUCUGUAUUUUUGUUCUUGACCUUUGAGUUUCAUCAUCUUGCAUUUAAAUUGUUCCACCUGGACUUGGGAUUCAUCUCUGUGCCCUAAGCAUCUGCUGUGACCAAUCCUCUUUUUGUAGGUGAGUCUCUUGAUUUAAGGAUUGAUAGGCUUCAGAGGUUUGUAUCUCUUAGCCCACAUCAAGCCAGUAGUAGCUCACUUCCUUUGUAAAUGCCUGCUUCCGUGUGGGAUCCGUAGGAGUAUGUGACAACUUCUGAAACCUCUCCCACUCUUAACAGUCUAGACUAAUCUAUAUCAUUUGGAUGGAGUUCGGGUUUUCCAACUAUUAGACUUAAAUCUAAUGCAAGGCUUGCUUUUUUUUUCCCCCCAGCAAGCCAGUAGUGAUACUGUUACUUGCUCUGUUCAGCACAACUGUAGUUCACUUGACCUUCACUGCCGUUCCCUAUGCUCCUUCAUUACUGGGAAGCAUGGGUGGGAUUCAGGGCUGUGGGAUGAGCUGCGUCCUUCUCUGGAGCACUCGCCCCCAUCACUCUUAGCUCCAGCCUGUCUUUUGGGACGUUUACUGCAAUCUCCAGAAGGAUGAGCGUCUGCUUUUCAUGCCACCUCUCGGAGGUAUGUAUUAUAUGUUGAGUAUGUACAAGAUGAUACCUUUUGGCUGGGCAUCAUGGCUCAUGCCUGUAAUCCUAGCACUUUGGGGAGACCAAGACGGGCAGAUCACUUGAGGUCAGUGAAACCCCGUCUCUACUAAAAUUAUAAAAAUUGUACCGGAGUUGUGGUGUCUGCUUGUAAUCCUAGCUAUUCCCAAGGCUGCGGCAGAAGAAUUGCUUGAAUCCAGGAGGCGGAGGUUGCAGUGAAGCUGAGAUCACGCCACUGGACUCCAGUCUAGGUGGCAGAGUGAGACUCGUCAAAAAAAAACAAAACCAAGAUGAUACCUUCAUUUCUGACUCAAUAUUCUAGAUCCAAAGGACAGGAAAUGAGGGAAGGCUUCGCCCUGUGGGAUCAGGAUAAGGAGAUCCCAUACUUCUUCCCAGGUAAGGAGGCCUGUGGCAGGUCGUGAUUCGAAGCUGACUUGGAAUGGCAGAAACUGCUAAGAGGCCACCCUUGACAUGAGUCUCACAGAGGCAAGGACUUAGCUGGGUUGAUUUUGCAUGAUUAUUGAACUAGAACUGGUAGACAUGAGCUUCUUGGGUGGCAGUGGCCCAGAGCCCCCAUCUUUGAGAAUCCCCCACUUGAAAUGGUUUUCUGAGAGUGCUCACUUGGCCAUUGCUGCGUUUCUCAAGCCCCCCUGGCGGGGUCUCGCUGAGCCCUUCCCUCCAAGUGCACUUACUUCUUUGUCCUCAUGUACAUCUAUAGCUUUGAAAUUGUUUACCUCUCCUAGAAAAAUCUGACCUUUUAGCCAGAGCACAGUAGCAAAGUCGUGUUCACUCAGAGGGAGCAGCUGGUGUGUUGAAGUGGAAAAGCCAGGCUGAGCACUCUCCUCAGACCACACCAUGUCUGGCGUAGAAUUGUGAUACAUGUCAUCUGUAUCGGUUCUGGGAGAUUCUUUGUUCAUCUUUGUACUCACAUGAGCAGACUUCCUACCUGUCACUCCAGGUUACUGAGCUGAACCCUCAGAACCUGGGGGCUCCGAGCAUGCUCACAAGCCCUUUAGGACACGCUGGAGCCAAACUGUCCAAUGUUAGCAGGCUUUAUGAAAGGAAAUACAGGGAAUUGGUAUAGUUGGAACUUGCUUAGAUUUGCUUCCGAAUCUCAGAGCAGGAGGUUUAAAUCUUGUCAUUAGGUACCAUAAACUUUAGUUGGAGAAUGGGACUUAAGUUUUCCCGCGUUAUAUAUACUUAAUUUUCAGCAAUUACAACACAAAAAGAAUAUGCAAAUGUAUUGUUUCAGAAGGUAUUGCGGCAGUAGGAAUGCUUUAGGGUCAUCAGCAGUAAACCUCAGGUAUUGUGAGUGGCAAGAAGGCUAGAAGAUAGAGAUGCUUCUGGUAGAUGAGAGUCAGACAAACCAGCUCUCCUCCAUUUGACGCGAUUUUUCACUGUCGCCACCUGUACUCCAUUAGGUAAUGAGAGGAACUUCUUGAGAUCUUGGGAAAUCACCUUGAUUAGGCCGGUUGUCAGUAUUCAGAAACUAGAAAGGAACAAUGACAUACUCUUCUUACGAUUCUUUAGGGUAUGUGUUUGAAAACCCUCGCAUCUCAGAUAUGUGCAGCUGGUGUAUGUUUGUGUCCAUAAGCACGCCUGCUCUGCUGUCAUGCCCAUUAAGAGAGGGGAAAUAAGUAAAAGGAAUCGCUCAGAUCUUCCCUUGGCUGAACAGCAGUGGCGUGGUUGGCGUGUUGACUGUGAGUUGGUGUGUCUGACUUAGCUGUUUGUUGCCGCAUGCUAGGAACCCCCAUCUCCUCCCAGACCCUGCACUUUUCCCUCCCUGCUGUCUGAUUCUCUAAUGACUGUCAGUGGACAAACGCCAGUUUUAUGCUCUCUUAGUAAAAAUAAGUUUAAACAUUUCAUGGUGUUGACAGAACUUUGUCCUAAAACAUGCGGAUUCAGAUAAUUUAAAACUCAUGUAACAUUUAUGCCAAAGGUCCCGCCCUGCAGGUGUGUGUGUGGCACACGGAGGGUGAGGUUUGGAGCAUCAGGCACUGUGUGCAUUGCUAAGGGGACAUAGUGAGACAAUGUGGGAUUUAACUAAAAACACAUCAGUCGUGGGUCACACUACCAGUGUUGUCAGGUAUUUGUUCUUGUUAAUGUAAUAUAUUUUGGUUGUUUGUUUUUCUAAUUUAAUUCUCUCACUCUGUUGUCUGACUGUGAACUGCUAACAGUGUUAAACUUGAUGUAAAUAAAUGAGGCCCUUGAAAGGGACUGCUCUCUGCCUGUCUUCUCACAAGGUUUGCCAAGUUGUGUUUUGUUUUAAAUAAAGGUUGCAAUAUUUUAUUGGCAAA